AUGGUCAAGAAGCGUCGAUUCUUCGGGAUGCAGCUUGCAGAGACAACAAAAUUCGGCGUCACCGGACGUCAAGAUGGCUGCGGUUUAGAGCAGCAGCCAACUGGCCAAACGACAAAGGACGUGGAUGAGCACGAGAAGAAAGAUCCCUAUGCGACUGGGACAGGCAUUGAGAUUGAUGCUGCGACUAACAAGCGCCUGUUUUGGAAAAUCAACCGCCGCAUCCUCGUUAUCCAGCUGGUGACGUAUUUCUGCCAGUCAUUGGACAAGGGAACUUUGAACUUUGCCUCCAUUAUGGGAAUCAAAACGGAUGCGAAAUUGGUUGGACAAGAGUAUCAAUGGCUCGGCACGAUUCUAUACAUCGGUAUCCUCGUCGGAGAGUACCCGCAGAACUUCCUUUUACAAAAGCUUCCCUUGGCCAAGAUGCUGUCCGUCAACGUCUUUAUUUGGGGAGUUGUGGUCUCAUGUUCAGCCGCUUCGACCAACUUUGCGUCUCUGAUGGCUGUCAGAUUUCUGCUCGGUUUCUUCGAGAGCUGUGUACAGCCGGCGAUGAUGUUGCUUACGAGUAUGUGGUAUACCAGGGAGGAACAGUCCCUCCUCAACUCUUUAUGGUAUUGCAUGUCUGGCGUGCAGUUGAUGGUUGGUGGACUACUGGCCUUCGGCGUCUCGCAUUACACUGAUGGUCCCAUCAAGAACUGGCAGCUCUUAUUCCUUGUUCUCGGCAUCGUCACUUGUGUUUGGGCAGUCUUCAUCGGCAUCUUCCUCCCCGACAGCCCCUUGACGGCCAAGUGUUACAGCGAAGAAGAGAAACGCUUGAUGAUCGAAAGAGUGCGACACAACGAAACCGGCAUCCAGAACAAAGAGUACAAGAAGUAUCAAAUCGUCGACGCGUUGACCGACCCAUUCGUUUGGUGCUGUGUGUUGCUCAUCACGGUUGCAAACCUCGUCAUCGGUGGUCUAGGAGUCUUCUCGAACUUGAUCAUCCAGCAAUUUGGGUUUUCGCUAUUGCAGACUCAGCUUCUGAACAUUGCUCAAGGUGCUUGGUUGAUUGUUGCCAUGAUCGGGUCCGCUCAAGCAUCCCAAAGGUCGGGACAAACAUGCCUAAUGAUGGUUCUCUGGACCAUUCCUGCAAUUGCUGGCACUGUCGUAAUCCUUGUCGUCACUCCGAACUCGUCCAACGCUGGUGGAAUGCUCAUCGCAUUCUACUGCACUCAGUUCUUCUGCGCCCAGGGGAAUAUGAUCAUCUCGCUUAUCACAAGAAACAUUGCUGGCCAGACGAAGAAGGGAAUCACCAUGACCAUGGUUUUCAUCGGAUGGUCGGUGGGUAACCUCAUUGCUCCGCAAAUCUUUCAAGAGAAAGACGCUCCCAGAUAUCUUCCUGGGUUUUUGGUUCAUGUUGUUGUAUAUGCGGUUUACCUUGGCCUUGUUAUUCUCACCCGUAUUGUCCUCAUGGCCAAGAACCGCCGCAAGAUGGCAGCAGUGGCUGAGAUAACUCAUGAUCUAGCGUUCGAAGAUUUGACUGACACGGAGAACCCGAAUUUCCGUUAUGUUUAUUAGCGCCAUAUGGGGUGAGGGGACAUGUUUUUUGCCUUUUCGGUCAGUGGGCAUGGAUGAGGCGGAACUGCCUUAAGAUUGCAAGAUACUGGGUAGUUAGUUGUGUUACAGCUGAGCCGGAGAUAGGAGGAGA
Ilyonectria robusta is the source of this 1684-nucleotide messenger RNA. RefSeq names its product major facilitator superfamily domain-containing protein. NCBI's taxonomy places the organism in Eukaryota, Fungi, Ascomycota, Sordariomycetes, Hypocreales, Nectriaceae. The transcript is spliced from 6 exons. Bases 1 to 1554 code for a protein of 517 amino acids. The record is from RefSeq and is a predicted model, not a curated record. Gene Ontology annotation, biological process: transmembrane transport. Gene Ontology annotation, cellular component: membrane. Gene Ontology annotation, molecular function: transmembrane transporter activity.